UUCUACGAUUUCCGCAUACGAACAAUUUUGAUUUUUCAUAACUUGCAAACUGUAAUUCAGCUAAACUGGCAAUUAUUUUACUGUGUUUAUAGUUGCUUUUUGCGGAGAUAUGUAGGAAUAUUUGAUGCAGUGUAACGUUUUGGAUGCUUCCAAAACUUGAAACGUGGGAGCGGGGCUGUAACUCCGCGCACUGGUAGACUAUCUACGCGUAGCUCCCGAUCGCGCCACUCCUGACUCCUGCAAGGUUUUUGCAACUGCAGAAUCAUGUUGUCUGCCAAAAUUCCACCCGAUGUGCCACUUUAUGCUGAUUCUAGUCCCACUGGAUCUCCUUACGAUGUGAUUACGGAAACAGAGCAAGCUGGCAGGACCGUUUUGGAUGCAAUCCAUGGAGAGAUCGCGGUGCACCCGUUGCUGUGGAAAAUUAUCGAUACAGAGGCAUUUCAGCGCCUACGAUAUAUUCGGAUGCUGGGACCGGCAUAUUUUGUUUUUCCUGGAGGAAAUCAUACUCGCUUCGAACACUGCAUUGGUGUGGCUUUUCUUGCCGGCGAAUUUGUGACAUCCCUACGUUUACGGCAGCCGGAGUUGAAGAUUACGAAGCAGGAUGCUCUGGCAGUAAUGAUUGCUGGCAUGUGCCAUGAUUUAGGUCAUGGUCCUUUAUCUCACACUUUUGAGCUUUUUAUGGAUGAAGUAGCGGGUGAUAGAAAGUGGAAGCACGAGGAAGCGUCCCUUGGAAUGUUCCGUUACUUGUUGGAAAUCAAUGAUUUAAAGCCCAUCUUCAAGGAAUACGGAUUGUACGACAUUGAUAUUAUGUUCAUUGAAGAACUAAUUGUCGGUGAGCGCCACGUCGCUCGACCUGCUGAGAAGGCAUUCUUAUAUGAAAUUGUUGCCAAUAAGCGAAAUGGAAUUGACGUCGAUCGAUGGGAUUAUUUUCUGCGGGAUUGUCACCACACAAACGUCAAAAUGGGCUUUGAGAACUACCAGCGUUUCAUCCGCGGUUGUCGCGCCAUUUGUUUUCAAGGAGAAUGGCAGAUAUGUUUUCGGGAUAAGCUGGUGUCGAAUGUCAAAAGCAUCUUCCACACACGAUGCGAGCUGCAUCGCAUUCUAUACCAGCAGAAGACCACUCGCUUGAUUGAACAGAUGGUAAUUGACGCAUUAACGGCUGCGGAUUCGUACUUGAAAUUUUCCGGAGAUGACGGAAAACUGCGAAAAUUAUCGGAUACUGUGGAUAACAUGGCUGCUUAUUUGAAAGCUGACGAUACUGUCGUUAAUAUGAUUCGAAGCAGUGAUAUACCAGAACUGGAGUCGUCCAGACGUUUGCUCAGACGAAUUUUUGCACGAGAUCUGUAUCGGUAUGUUGGCCGAUCGGCUUCAACAGAACGGUUGGAUUUUGAAAAGACGGCCUUGAAAAUGGAGCUUGCCCGUGCGGCCACCGCAGAAGUUGGCAGAGACGUGAACGUUUCCGAUAUCAUUAUUAUUCGAACUCUGUUCGACUACGGUAUGAAGAAUGCAAACCCAUUUAGCCGUAUCGGAUUUUUCUCGAAAACUUCGCAGAAUCAGGCAAAAAUCCUGGAAGGCGCAGAGAUUACAACCAUGCUGCCUGCAAAUUGGCAGGAGACAGCUAUCCACGUGUAUUACACAAAGAACGAUGUUGCUGCUGUUGAUGCUUUAAAGCAUGCUUUCCACUCAUGGCUGGAAGAAAGAAACAUCCCUUGGAAGACUCGGAGUGAAUCUGUUGAUGAACUGGAGAAGCCGGUCGGUUUGGAUGGAUUACCUGACACUGUUGGCGCCGAAAAUUAUCGAGCAUUGAGGGCUUGUCUGGAACGCGCAUAUAAAGAGCUGCCGCAAAAAGACGAUACUAUGAGAACGAUCGAAGAUGUCCUUCGACGGCUUGACCAGCACGAAGCCAAUAAAAAUCGGAUUGUCCCGGGGAAAUCGUCGGAAUGACGUUGACGAUUCAGACCAUUUCGGCUUCGUUUUUCAUGUAUUUUUUCUUGUAUUGUCAGAUCUCAGACCCCAGAUGAUAUAUCCGGUAGCACUAAAUUGGAGAUUUAAGUACAUGGAAGUCAGUUAUGUAUCCAGUUGAACGAUUUCUGUGCUUUAGCAGCAGUUAUUGUCGUUUACCGGCUCCGAAAUGUAAUCCACGGCAGCAGAAAAGUCUUUCGUAUACAGAAUACGUAUUUUAGUACAGAUGUUCUAUGUUAUUUGUUGAAAGUUACAAAAUUAUUGAAAUAGCCUUAAAAGAAAAUAAAAGAUCA
Messenger RNA from Paramacrobiotus metropolitanus, 2255 nucleotides. RefSeq names its product deoxynucleoside triphosphate triphosphohydrolase SAMHD1-like. Gene Ontology annotation, biological process: dGTP catabolic process. Gene Ontology annotation, molecular function: dGTPase activity. The record is from RefSeq and is a predicted model, not a curated record. Gene Ontology annotation, cellular component: nucleus. NCBI's taxonomy places the organism in Eukaryota, Metazoa, Tardigrada, Eutardigrada, Parachela, Macrobiotidae. The transcript is spliced from 11 exons. The coding region runs from base 265 to 1944 and encodes 559 amino acids.